This is a messenger RNA of Paramecium sonneborni, 2933 nucleotides long. The record is from the annotation of a GenBank genome assembly. Lineage: Eukaryota; Ciliophora; Oligohymenophorea; Peniculida; Parameciidae.
AUGAAGACACCAAUUAAUUAAGAGCUAUUUGAACAAUAUAUUGGAAUGGGAUUUUCUAAAGAAUUGAUUUAAAUGGCAUGGGAAGAAAGUAAAACAGAGAAUGAUUUAAUUAAUACUCUACUUACAUUGGCAGAUAAAAACAAUGCUAUUUCAAAUACACCAACAGUAAAUAUAUUUUUGUAUAUAAAUUCAUUAGAAACAAGAUGAAGAGAUUUAACUAAAUUAAGCAUUAAUUGACUCUUAUAAAACUAAUCCUUAAGCAUAUACAUCUACUUUUGAAAUAGUAUCACCUGAAUAAAGAAAGAGAAAUAAUGGUGUUCCAUGCGGUCUUAAAAAUGUAGGUAAUACUUGUUAUUUUAAUGGAUUACUCUAAACAUAUUUCUUUAAUAGUGAUUUUGUUAAAAUCAUUAUGAAAUUUGAACCACCUGCCUAAAUUGAAUAAGGAAAAUAAGGAUAGUCCAUUUAAUUGGUCUAAAAUCUUUAACACUUAUUCCUUAGUAUGAUAGGAAGUGAUAAAAAAUAUGUAGAUCCAUCUGAUGUUGUUAAAAGUAUUUGUGAUGAUUUUGGAAAUGUUCUACCUAUUGGUGAUUAAAAAGAUGUUGGAGAAUUCAAUCAUUAUUUUCUUAGUAGAAUCGGAGAAGGUCUUGCUUAUAAUGAACAUUAACCUAGUAAAAUUGAAGAUAUUUAACAUGAAAGUGCAUCAUCUAUUUUAAGAUUAAAAUCUUCUACUAUUCAUGAUGAAGAUGUUGUUUCCAAAUUGUUCUUUUGUAAAAUUCAUCAUUUCUUAUAAUUUGACUAAGCAGGUGUACCUCAAAGCAGAGAUAGUACUGAACUUUAUAAUUUCAUUCCUAUUGAUUUAAAAGAUGGAAAUCUUUAUGAUGCUUUUGAUAAUUUUGUUAUUAAUUCUAUUGAAGAUUUCAAAAAUGAUUUAAGUGAAACUGUUUCUGCUACUAAAUACAAUUGGAUUUAAAAUGCUCCAUAAACACUCUCAUUUCAAAUUCAAAGAGUUACUUAUAGCAAAGAAAAAAGUGAUCUUAUUAAAUAAAAUGAUGAAUUCUAUUUUGAAGAGGAAAUCUAUUUAGAUCGUUUUUUAAAUGAAAAUAGUAAAUUAUAUCUGGAAAUUAGAAAUUAAAAUAGAGAAUUGAAAACUAUGCAAAAAAAAUUUAAAUCAGAUUUAUAAUAAUUAUCAAAAUUUGAUGAUAAAUAUGAUUUAUAAGAUAUUCUCUUAACAACUGUUAAAUUUUUAGAAAUGUAAAAUAAAGAUAAUCCUCUCAAUCCAGCUAAUUUUGGUCACUCUGAUCAAAAACAAACCAUUGAAUAAUUAUUAAAAUAUUCAUCGAAUGUCUCAAAAAGAAAAGAAGUUUUGUAAUAAUAAUAUAAUAAUCUUGAAGAAAAGAUUUAAGCUUCUUAUAAUAAUUUUAAAGAAAAUAAAUAUCAUUUAUAAUCAAUCUUAAUCCAUGAAGGAAUGGCAAGUAUAUAAUUUAUUCAUCCCUUUUAGAUUCUGGUCAUUAUUAUACCUAUAUUAAAGAUUUCAGAUUAAAUAAAUGGUUUAAAUUUAAUGACAUUCAUGUUACAGAAGAAACUAAACAAAAGGUUUUCCAAGAUGCUUUUGGUGUCAAACCAGGAAUAAAUGCAUACUUACUGAUUUAUGUGAAAAAUGAAGUAGUAUAAGAAGAAUUAAAAUAACCAAGAAGAAUGUACAAAACAAGUUAAGAAAAAGACUUUUUAUAAGAUAGUUAUGGUGGUUUUCUUAGUAAAGUUUAAAUUGAAAGUAUUACAAAAGAGAAUUAAUUGUUCUAGAAUGAAAUUAAAGAUUUUAAAUAAGCUAGAAUAAUUGAAAGAAUUGCAGAAUCAUAUCAGUCUAGAUUUGAAUUUGUAAAUGAACAUUUUCGUACUAUUGUUAAUAAGAAUUAAGCAGUUAAAUUUAAACCUCUAUUUACUUUAAAUUUUCCAAUUUACAUUAAAAGUAAGGCUACAUAAUUAUCAAAUUAAAAUACAUAACAUGAUAAUUUAGUAAAAUGGAUUAUUUUAGAUUCUGCAUUACGUGAAGUACAAGAAAACAAAGAAGGUAUUUUUGAAGGAUAAUUAAGUGAAGAUGUAUUCAUUUAUUAUUAAAUCUUAGUUUAAAAAUAAAAUCAUUAACAAAUUUUUAGCUCAAUUUAAUGAAUUUAAAAGACCUUCAGCUAAAUUGACUUAAUCUGAAUAGAAUGAUUUGAAUAAAUUUGAAUAAGAAUAUCUACAAUAUGUUAAUUUAGGAGCAUUGGCUACAAUAAUUUUAGAUAAUAUUAUAAAAAAAGAUUUUAUAUAAACCCUUUAAGUUUUAUAAAAUUUGACUAAGAAAGUGAAAAUGUUAGAUUAGUAGAAUUACUUUUUCAAAUUUGCAAAGAAUUUAAAAACUUUAUUGCCUAUAAUAAUAAUUUGUAAGAUGAUUCCAAAAGAAAGUGAGGUGAAUUUAAAAGAAUUAUAAUUAUUGUAAGCAUAUUUGGUGCAUAAUCACUUUUAAUAUGAUGAUCCAAAGUUUUGGUUAGCUGAAAUAUCAAUUAUGUUAAAUUCUAUAAUAGAGAAUCAUGAUUAAUAAGAGAUUAGAGAAAUAAUAAUAAAUGUUGAAGCUGAAAAUAAGUAAAAAGAAUGGAUGGAUUUGUUAGAGAGUAAUUCUGAGGUAUAAUUACGAUAGAUUAUUAUAGGAAGUUAAAAAUUAAUAGGCAAUGAUAAGUUCUUCUUAUGAGAUAUAUUUCUGGAGUCCAUAUCAGAAAUAAGAUAUAAUAUUUGAUAAAUUGGUAGAAGGAAUGAAUAAGCUGAAAUAAUUAUUCGAUGUAAGAUAUAUAAAAAUUAUUUUUAGCCCUAUAUAAGAAUAUAAAAGGAAAUAAAAGAGGCAUAUGCACCUCUAAUGAAAGAGGAAUUAGAAAAAUUGAUAAAAUGAUAUAUUAUAUAAA